Trichomonas vaginalis G3 is the source of this 1992-nucleotide messenger RNA. RefSeq names its product ribonuclease H-like family. The transcript has a single exon. The record is from RefSeq and is a predicted model, not a curated record. The coding region runs from base 1 to 1992 and encodes 663 amino acids. NCBI's taxonomy places the organism in Eukaryota, Parabasalia, Trichomonadida, Trichomonadidae.
AUGAUUGAUGCAGUACCGACGUACUAUAAAGACAUUGAGGUCGGUACUAAGCAUCAGUAUCUUAGAUAUAAAAAACCAGGCGACAAGUACGGAAAAUAUUAUGUUAAAUGCAAUGAACUAGUAAAGCGUCCUGACGGAACUAUAUGCCACUGUGCAAUGGAAGAAAUGCGUGAGGAUCAUUUCAAAAAAUGGAUCCAAAACAAACGGCACAUAUGCACACCAGGAGAAGUAGCAUCACAACAAACAAUCGAUCAAUACUAUCAAAACGUCCCAGCAACAGGGCUUACACCUAUAUCGUUAGGGGAUAUCUAUGAACAGCUUGCUACAUUUACUGGAAGAUUUAACUUGGCUCUGAAUACCUUCUCAAGCCCAGAGUUUACAAAGCUAGUUAAAACCAUUAUAAUGUAUACUGCAGACUCGAUGAUAUUGAAGUUCCCACAGUUACACAAUGUUAACAUCAAUGUUGAUAAACUAGCUUCUCAAAUAUACCAGCCUAUUUCAACUGACAAACUAAGGCAAACAAUGAUACAAAUUGCAAAUUCAAUCCAUGUUGCAAAAGUUGAUGAGUUUGCUAAGCUUGCCUGUACCUGUGUUGCCAUUGAUGAGGGGAAGACUCAGCAGUUUCACAAUCUGGACUUCUCCCUCACAAAUCCUCUGCAAAGCAAGCGGCCCUAUCCUGUUGAGUCAAUCCAAAUGAAUGGUGGAACAUCUGAAGAUUAUAUCCACUCGCUUACUCAAGGAUUUAACAGAAUCUUCAUUAGAGAUGUUAAGAUCAGCAGUGUAGUUUGCGAUGGCAAUAAAGCGCAAUUGAAAUGUUUUCAGAAAGGAUGGAAUCAAUCGUUCUACAACUCAAAUGACCCAAGGUUAUUCAAAAUCUUGUUUAUCCCGUGUUUAUGCCACAGGAUUCAUAAUUGUUAUCAAUAUAUGACAACAAAAGACGUAGCAUUAGGAGCAAUUGUGAAACAUAUCCACGAAAUAUCAGCUCUUUGUAGAAUCCAUGUUGAAGACAUCGGAGCUCUCUGUCCAAAGCAUGUAUCCACCAGGUGGAUCUAUGAUUAUAAUAUUUGUAUGUUUAUUAUCAAGUAUCAAGACAAAAUUUCAAGAUAUACGCGUAUUGAUAUUGAAAACAUCAAGUUCUUAAGAGACUGCUUGGCAAUUCUCAAGAAGCUUAUUUCCACGUUCGAAUCAGAUAAAACCAAGAUAUCUGAUUGCUACGUAUGGCUUUGCAAGGGUAUUGAAGCACUCCAAUACCUUUCCAGCAGCAACAACAAUCCUUUUGCUGGAAUCCUUUCAAGAUCGUUGUUGAACUAUACCCUUGGAUCGGACUUUGGAGGUCUUUGGUGCUUAGCCUUCGCUUUUACACCGAAAGGUAGGUAUUAUUUCAACCAAAAAUUCGUCCACGGAGCGCAGAUCAACGAAUCUCCGGCAAUUAAUUCAUUUGAUAUUACAAACGUAACUUUCGUUAAUCCAGUAGAAGACAUUCAAUCUAUCUAUAUGGACUCUAUCUUUGAAGAAGGUUCGACUGAAGUUUCUCUUGAUAUGGUUGAGGAGGGAUCAAUUCGUCAGGUAACUGCUACAAUUGACCCUCCUAUGCUUGAUCUCGCAGAUGUAACAUCUAGUUCAAAUCAGCCGGUUAACCAUUUUGUUGCAGCUAGGCAGUAUCUCAAAAGUAUUUUGGAACAAUUUCGUAUUCCGGGUCAAACAAUAACAGAUAUUAUUACACUAUUUAACACGUAUAUUAAUAGUGAUAAUGAUAUCUUCUCUGAUGAUAUGAUUCAAGAACGUCAAGAAUACGGUUGGGAAGAAAUCUCUCAUAGAGAUGGCAAUGUAUCAAUCUUUGCAGAUAUCGCCCUUCGUGUUAUCUCCGCUUCACCUUCAGAAGCAACAUGUGAGAGAACAAUAAAAGACCAAAGAUUGAUACUAAAUUUGAAAAGAUUACGUUCUCACAAAAUUUUAUUAGAUAGCCGAGAAAUUUUAAUGGCUACAAAAUAA